AUGUCAUCGGCUCAUAAGGAUACAAAAUCUCACGUGUCUCAUAUUUCUCAGACUUAUGCAGAUGUUAAUGACGGAAAAAAACAACAUCAUGAAUUAAAUGAUAAAUAUGCUAUUCCUGCAGCCAAACAACCACCUUCUGAUAAUUUACCAUUUGACAAAAAGUCUUCAGAUGUUGAAGAGUUGUUGUCAAUAUAA
Entrophospora candida is the source of this 195-nucleotide messenger RNA. Lineage: Eukaryota; Fungi; Glomeromycota; Glomeromycetes; Entrophosporales; Entrophosporaceae. The record is from the annotation of a GenBank genome assembly.